Molecule: messenger RNA, 964 nt
Organism: Musa acuminata subsp. malaccensis (wild Malaysian banana)
Lineage: Eukaryota; Viridiplantae; Streptophyta; Magnoliopsida; Zingiberales; Musaceae
Source: RefSeq, a predicted model, not a curated record
UACAACAGCUGCUUCUAGUAGUUACUACUCUAUUUUAUUAAUUUAAAAUUUCAGUUUGGUGAUUGUUGGAACAUUAUUCUUAACAAGCAAAGCAGUUCUCAUUUUAGUUCUUUCCCAUCUGUGUUUUUUAUUCCAAUGAUAUGUAUACAUGUCCUGGGCUUUUGCUUUUUUGGACUGGGCUCUUAUAGCUCACUUCCUUGCUUGAAUUGUAGCAUACUUGUGCCCUGAUAUCUAAAAUUUCAACUGUCUUUUACUAGGCUAUUCUGACACCAGAUGAGGAACAACACGGACUCACAUGACCAAGCCGGUAUUGUCUACAAUGGCAGUUUGGUGCCUCUUCUUAAACUUCUUGACUCGAAAAAUGGAUGUUUGCAACAUAUUGUUGCAUUUGCUCUUUAUGGUAUUGCAGAGAAUGAGGAUAAUGUCUCUGAUUUUAUCAAGGUAGGAGGUGUUCAAAAGCUACAAGAUGGUGAAUUCAUUAUCCAGGCAACUAAGGACCGUGUAGCAAAGACAAUGAAGAGAUUAGAGGAGAAGAUUAAUGGGCCAGUACUAAAGCAUUUAUUAUAUCUGAUGCGAGUUGGAGAGAAGGCUGUCCAAAGACGUAUAGCUUUGGCUCUUGCUCAUUUAUGUUCACCUGAGGAUCAAAGAACUAUUUUCAUUGAUGAUGAUGGACUUGAUCUUCUUCUCGAACUACUGGGAUCGACUAAUCUAAAACAACAGCAAGAUGCAUCAGUUGCUCUUUACAAGGUGGCUAAAAAAAUCCCUGACUCUAUUCUGUUGAUGCAGCUUCUCCAUCCCCCUCAUCUCAGGUUUGCUAAAAUAGGCAUUCCUUAAUUUUGUUUCUAAGCAGUUUUAGCAUUAAAACAUGUCCCAUAUUCACAUAAAUACAAAAACAUAUAAAAGGGUCAGAUUUUCAAUUCUUGGAGCUAGUUACAUGGAAUUUGAAAGUGCUUAUGUAAUUGCU